AUGAAGUUUAGCAUCAUUGCUCUCACUUUCAUCGGCUCUGCCUUGGCCGCCCCUGGUGCCUCUAUUCCCACUCCUUCUACUCCGGCGGCUCCUUCUUGUGCGGCAUCUUCCAGCCAUAUAGCCUCAUCCACUGCCAGUCCUUCGGCUUCUCCCAUCUUUCAGCCAGGCUGCGACAUUGAGCACGUAGGCAACAACGGCAAGCAUCUCGGAUGGUGCAAGAAGGCCAGGCACUACGGCAUGUACAACAACGGAACAAGCAUCUAG
Molecule: messenger RNA, 264 nt
Organism: Aspergillus fumigatus Af293
Lineage: Eukaryota; Fungi; Ascomycota; Eurotiomycetes; Eurotiales; Aspergillaceae
Product: putative secreted peptide
Exons: 1
Coding region: 1-264 (87 amino acids)
Source: RefSeq, a predicted model, not a curated record